Messenger RNA from Arabidopsis thaliana (thale cress), 2062 nucleotides. RefSeq names its product Galactose oxidase/kelch repeat superfamily protein. Gene Ontology annotation, cellular component: cytoplasm. The record is from RefSeq and is marked reviewed. Bases 93 to 1583 code for a protein of 496 amino acids. The transcript has 17 exons. Lineage: Eukaryota; Viridiplantae; Streptophyta; Magnoliopsida; Brassicales; Brassicaceae.
AUCUGCAAAAUUGACUCUGCGGGAAGAACAAGUCUACUUGAAGCGAAACCAAACGGUGGUGAUCCGUGAGAUUUCGUCAUCAUCGGCUUAAAAUGCAUCACUGGGUUCAAGCUUCUUCUUCCGAUUUCAGUGGAACUCCUCCGCAAGCUCGGAGUGGACAUACAGCUGUCAAUGUCGGAAAAUCCAUGGUGGUGGUGUUCGGUGGUCUCGUCGAUAAGAAAUUCCUCAGCGAUAUAAUUGUUUAUGAUAUUGAAAACAAACUCUGGUUUGAGCCAGAAUGUACUGGCAGCGAGUCUGAAGGACAAGUGGGUCCUACACCUCGUGCGUUUCAUGUUGCUAUUACAAUCGAUUGUCAUAUGUUCAUCUUUGGUGGACGUUCUGGUGGCAAGAGGUUGGGUGACUUCUGGGUUCUAGAUACAGAUAUAUGGCAGUGGUCUGAAUUGACUAGCUUCGGCGACUUACCUACACCUCGUGAUUUUGCUGCCGCUGCUGCUAUUGGGAGCCAAAAAAUUGUGUUGUGCGGCGGCUGGGACGGUAAAAAGUGGCUGUCAGAUGUUUAUGUUAUGGACACAAUGUCCCUUGAAUGGCUGGAGCUAUCGGUUUCAGGGUCAUUGCCACCUCCUAGAUGUGGUCAUACGGCCACAAUGGUGGAGAAACGAUUACUUGUUUUCGGUGGCCGAGGAGGUGGUGGCCCAAUCAUGGGUGAUUUGUGGGCUUUGAAGGGUCUGAUAGAUGAAGAGCGUGAAACACCUGGAUGGACCCAACUCAAGCUUCCUGGACAAGCACCAUCAUCUCGAUGUGGUCAUACAGUUACAUCUGGAGGACAUUAUCUUCUGUUAUUUGGGGGACAUGGAACUGGUGGAUGGCUGAGUCGUUAUGAUGUUUACUAUAAUGAUACUAUAAUUUUGGACAGAGUAACUGCUCAGUGGAAGCGCUUACCAAUAGGCAAUGAGCCUCCUCCUCCUCGAGCUUACCAUACCAUGACUUGUAUUGGAGCUCGUCAUCUUUUAAUUGGUGGUUUUGAUGGAAAAUUGACCUUCGGUGAUCUCUGGUGGUUAGUUCCCGAAGAUGAUCCGAUAGCCAAGAGGUCUUCUGUGCCUCAAGUUGUAAACCCUCCUGAAAUUAAAGAGUCAGAGAGAGAGUUGGACAAGGAAAGGGGACAAGAUGGAUUCAGUAUUGUUGACUUGCAACAGAAAAUGGGAAUAUCUGUUUCAUCAGGGUUGCGCCUUCAAAUUCCCGAGGAGUCAGAAGAUCAAGAGUUUGUUGAAUUAGGAACAAGAUUAAUUGAGGGAGAUGUAGUUGAUGAACGGGCCUCUAUGAUUCAGAUGGCCGCUCAAGCACUUCGUCAGCAUUGGAAACAGUCCACUCCGAGAACUUUACAACUAAAAGAGCUUGGUUCCUUACUUCGAGAUUAUCAGCGACUUGUUACACGAAUUUUCACUACACAGAGCAGCUUAACAUCUGCUGAUUUUGGCCUCCCUGGAACGAAGACCUUUACGUUUUAUCAUAUCAAAAGUUCUUCCGAGUUGCGGAUUAAUGACAUCUCGAAGUUGCUGGAAGAAUACAAAACUCUUGUAAUCUGAUUGAGGAGUCGCCACAAAACUCACGAGGAACAAAAAUAUCUUUAGGUAUGAAUUUCUUAAAUCCCUGAGGCAAAUCGUUUUUCCAUUACAUUCUUUUACACCUUUUCUCACACUUCAGUAGAGGAACUUUAAUCCAUAAAUGAUCCAAAACCUCAAACAGUUCCCAUGUAAAAGCUAGUAGCUGCCAAGAAGAUCACCGAGAUUGCGAUCAGCAUCACAGCUAUACAAAAAGCUAAAAGUCUUAGAGAAUCAGAGCUGGGAUAGGCUACAAUUGAUUUACCUCCAUUAAGAUUGAAACAAGGUGUGCUUUCUCUUUGUUCUUUUCGUCGAAAGCCUCAUGUAUCUCUUUGUAUUCCCUCUCCUGUCAUUUAUUUAUCAUCUGGUGUGAGUAUUGAUGGAUAUAAAAGAGUUGUAGAGGUAAAAAGAAGCAGGAUUGUUAAUAAAGACUGAUUAUAUGAAACCUUCUUCUGGCAGCUCUG